Prosopis cineraria is the source of this 2229-nucleotide messenger RNA. RefSeq names its product threonine dehydratase biosynthetic, chloroplastic. Gene Ontology annotation, molecular function: pyridoxal phosphate binding; threonine deaminase activity. Gene Ontology annotation, biological process: L-threonine catabolic process. The transcript has 9 exons. Lineage: Eukaryota; Viridiplantae; Streptophyta; Magnoliopsida; Fabales; Fabaceae. Bases 17 to 1975 code for a protein of 652 amino acids. The record is from RefSeq and is a predicted model, not a curated record.
AAGCUGAACAAUUCACAUGUCAUCAUUUCAUUUACGUCACUGUCACUCGUCUUGCAGGGGCGGCCAGACUCAGAUCGCUGCUUUCUGGUCUCCAAUUUCCAUCUCCUUCCUCUCUCCCUCCGCUACCAUGGAGGCAUUGUCAUUCUCCUCCACCCAGUCGCCCCUUCUUCGUCAUGAGCGUUUGCAGAACUUAGCAGGCAGAUCCCUUAUUGGCAACCCCAGAAGAAAUCAAUUUGCCAGAGGAUGGUCUGCCAAGCCCUCCAUUACUGCCACUCUGUCCAAAUCGGCGGCCGAGGUAACCUCCGUACCAUCUUCGUCCUCGAACGUUGCCUCUCGAGAAGAUCCGUUGGCCGUGACUUCUGUACCCCCUCGUCCCAGGGUAUCCCCUGAUUCCUUACAGUAUCCACCUGGUUACCUUGGGGCAGUCCCGGACCGCACUGACGGUGAUGGCAAUGACAGCAUAAUCAAUGCCAUGGGUUACCUGACGAAUAUACUCUCUUCCAAGGUCUAUGAUGUAGCUGUUGAAUCGCCGCUCCAGCUGGCGACAAAGCUGUCGGAAAGAUUGGGGGUCAAUCUUUGGCUCAAAAGGGAGGAUUUACAGCCUGUUUUCUCAUUUAAGCUCCGAGGAGCUUAUAACAUGAUGGUCAAACUUCCAAAGGAACAGCUGGAAAAAGGUGUAAUCUGCUCGUCAGCUGGAAACCAUGCCCAAGGAGUUGCAUUAGCUGCUAAGAGAUUGAAUUGCAGUGCUGUGAUUGCUAUGCCUGUAACCACUCCAGAAAUCAAGUGGCGAUCUGUUGAAAGGCUGGGUGCUACAGUUGUUCUAGUUGGGGACUCUUACGAUGAGGCACAAGCAUAUGCCAAGAAACGUGCAAAAGAGGAGGGUCGAACAUUCAUACCUCCUUUUGAUCAUCCAGAUGUCAUUAUGGGCCAGGGAACAGUUGGGAUGGAAAUUGUUCGCCAAAUACAAGGUCCAGUUCAUGCAAUAUUUGUGCCAGUGGGAGGUGGUGGUCUGAUAGCUGGCAUUGCUGCUUAUGUGAAGCGGGUGUCUCCCCAGGUAAAGAUUAUUGGAGUAGAGCCCACAGAAGCAAAUGCAAUGGCAUUGUCAUUACAUCAUGGUCAGAGAGUGAUUUUGGACAAGGUAGGAGGAUUUGCAGAUGGUGUAGCUGUUAAAGAGGUUGGUGAAGAAACUUUUCGCUUAUGCAAGGAUUUGGUAGAUGGUGUGGUUCUUGUAAGCCGUGAUUCAAUUUGUGCCUCAAUAAAGGACAUGUUUGAGGAGAAAAGAAGCAUAUUAGAACCAGCAGGUGCCCUUGCCCUUGCUGGAGCAGAGGCAUACUGUAAAUAUUAUGGCCUCAGGGGGGAAAAUAUUGUAGCAGUCACCAGUGGGGCCAACAUGAAUUUUGACAAGCUGAGGGUGGUAACUGAACUAGCUAAUGUUGGUAGAAAGCAAGAGGCUGUGCUGGCAACUAUUUUGCCAGAGGAACCUGGCAGUUUUAAGCAGUUUUGUCAAUUGGUGGGGAAGAUGAAUAUUACAGAAUUCAAGUACAGAUAUAACUCUGAUAAGAAAGCCGUUGUCCUAUACAGUGUUGGGGUUCAUACAGUUUCAGAACUUAGAGCAAUGCAGGAGAGAAUGGAAUCUUCUCAGCUUAAAACUUACAAUCUCACAGAGAGUGACUUGGUGAAGGAUCACUUGCGAUAUCUGAUGGGAGGUCGAUCAGAUGUUCAGAAUGAGGUUCUUUGUCGAUUUGUCUUUCCGGAAAGACCUGGUGCUCUGGUGAAAUUCUUAGAUUCUUUCAGUCCACGCUGGAAUAUCAGUUUAUUCCAUUAUCGAGGGGAGGGUGAAACUGGCGCGAAUGUAUUGGUCGGGAUACAGGUACCCAAAAGUGAGAUGGCAGAGUUCCAUGAUCGUGCUGACAGACUUGGAUAUGAUUAUACUGUAGUAAACAACGAUGAUGACUUUCAGCUUCUAAUGCACUGAGGAUGGCAGCCUGACCUGUGAUUAAUAUUAUCUUCUUCUUAGCAUAAGCUUAUCUGAUGGUCUGGGUACAAUAGAGGGAUGAGUGGUAAAGAAUAGGCCUCAAGGCACAUACAUGUACCCUGUAGAGAAGAGUAGUGAGUGGUUUCUUCCUAUCAUAAUAAGUAAUUUAUCUAUUGUAAUGUAAGCGUUUUUAAUUUAUGUUUGGAUUGGAUAUGAAAUCCUCUAAUGUUAGAUCGUCAUUUCAUCUCUGUAAA